This is a messenger RNA of Salvelinus fontinalis (brook trout), 4319 nucleotides long. RefSeq names its product decapping mRNA 2 (gene dcp2). The record is from RefSeq and is a predicted model, not a curated record. The transcript has 10 exons. Lineage: Eukaryota; Metazoa; Chordata; Actinopteri; Salmoniformes; Salmonidae. Gene Ontology annotation, cellular component: P-body; cytoplasm. Gene Ontology annotation, biological process: nuclear-transcribed mRNA catabolic process, nonsense-mediated decay; deadenylation-dependent decapping of nuclear-transcribed mRNA. The coding region runs from base 574 to 1698 and encodes 374 amino acids. Gene Ontology annotation, molecular function: RNA binding; manganese ion binding; 5'-(N(7)-methylguanosine 5'-triphospho)-[mRNA] hydrolase activity.
CAUGUUAUUUAUUGUGCUUACUGCUCAUGAAAAAGUGUUCUAAUGCCACUGAAUGUCGGCGUAUAAAAUGUAAUUUACAUAGCUACACAGGCCCUGCCUCUUCCUCAAUAAUGUCUAGUUGUCUACUUUAUAAUCUUGCUCGAAUAUCUUUGGUUACCGUUUCCUUGUUUUGUCAACCAAACUUAAUAAAAUUGGGCUCGAGUUAUUGUGCGUCUUGAUUGGUUAGAAUAUUUUUGAUAGGCCAUCAUUUAGCCUAAUAAGGUACCACCUAUUUAACGUGGCCAGCCUUCCCUGAUAUACGAUUGGAUAAUAACGUCCCCCACGUCAUCAACAGUGUGGCGUUUCUAUCUUUCUUUUUCGAUUGCGCGGUGUUGGAGUUUGUUUUUAGCGAGCUAACGUAGCUUACAUGUAUUUAUUUGUGUAAGUUUAGGGACAUUUGACGAACCUGGCAUACAUAGUUCGCCUUGAUUGAUCAAUAGAAUGCAUUGAUUCGAGAUUUAAGAAAAUAGUAGCUUUGCGCUGUUUAUUUUUCACCUCAUUGUUUCGCGAGUUCGGGAUGUUUUUAUCCUCAACAUGGAGACAAAAAGAGGGGAGAUUCCCAACGGUGUAUUGGACGACCUCUGCAGUCGAUUCAUCCUCCACAUCCCUAGUGAAGAGAGAGACAAUGCUAUCCGGGUGUGCUUCCAGAUCGAGCUUGCCCAUUGGUUCUACCUGGACUUCUGCAUGCAGAAUGCACCAGGAUUACCUCAGUGCGGGAUAAGGGACUUUGCCAAGGCUGUUUUUAAUCAUUGUCCAUUCCUGCUGCCCAAUGGGGAAGAUGUACAGAAGGUUCUAGAACAGUGGAAGGAAUAUAAGAUGGGUGUUCCAACCUAUGGUGCCAUUAUUCUAGAUGAGUCGCUUGACAAUGCUUUGCUGGUUCAGGGUUAUUUGGCCAAGUCAGGAUGGGGCUUUCCAAAGGGAAAAGUCAAUGAAGAUGAGGCUCCCCAUGUUUGUGCUGUACGAGAGGUUAUGGAGGAGACGGGUUUCGAUAUCAAAGAUCGCAUCUGCAAAGACACGUACAUCGAGCAAAAAAUCACUGAUCAGUUGGCCCGAUUGUACAUAAUACCUGGGGUAGCCAAGGAGACGAAGUUCAACCCCAAAACAAGGAAGGAGAUAAGGAACAUCGAGUGGUUCCCGAUUGAGAAACUACCAUGUCACAGGAACGACAUGACUCCCAAGUCUAAACUUGGACUCGCCCCCAACAAGUUUUUCAUGGCCAUUCCUUUUGUCAGACCACUCCGAGAAUGGAUUGCCAAGCGUAAAGGAGAGUCUACAGACAGUGAUGAGGAUUUUGCAUCCAACGGCAGCACUCCAUGCAAACCUCUGGACAAAGCACGCUCCAAGCAUCGACGGGCCCAGAUGUUGCCUGAGGCGUCUCCAGGAGAGGGGUGGGGGAAGCAGAAGCAACCCAAGCCUCUGGGACAGCUGAGCCAAUACGAGGUCUCUGAACUCUUGAAAGCCAAGAAAGAGGAGAAGAGACUUCAGCCCAGGAGACUGCAGGACAACUUCGACACAGAUGCAGCACUGCCAUCUGACACGUGCAGUUCCACCAAUGGGCAGCAGGUGGUCUGCAACGGCAACUGUGAACACCUCUCCUCCAGGUCCUUCCUCAACUUCAAGUUCGACAGGGAAGCCAUCAUGAAAUGCUUUGACUCCUGAAAUAGCCAACCAACGGACACCUUGGUCGUGUUCAGUAGGGACCAAAAGGAAGUAAAUGCAUUUUUUUUUUUGCUUUUCGUUGUAUGCCCUAAUGAACACGACCCUGGAAUGGCAGACUAGCAGAUACUUCAGUUCAAUGGCACGGCAGCCCCUCCAACCUUAGGGUUGAGAUGAAGAGUACUGACCACAUAUAUAUAAAAGCCUUCUGUCGUAGGUUUAAUUUUUUGUCAAGCACAGAAAGGUGAACUAGGUGUCGCUGUUUCUUCAUUCAAGCCGAAUCCUUACUUUGGGAUUCUUAGUAACUUAGUUUCGCUUCCAGGAAAUCAUGCAGUGAUGUCAAUGGCAAAAAAUAGGGAUGAACAGUUUGUACUCUUGUGCACAGAUCUCUAGUUAGGAUUCAGCCCAUAUGAUCCAGAUUUACUAAGCAUUUGCAUCAGGUGCAAAUGUUGUACCUGUAUUUUUAGAGGGAAUUAAUCACGGAAAAUAGAGUUGGGGGGGGUUGAAAAUACAGGUUCUGAGAAGAAAGACGGUAAAGGUAGAUUUAAAGGUUAAAUAAAGGUGGAUGAAGAUAGAGUUUUAACUUUGGGGUUUCAGCCCCUGUUGACACGAACAAAGCAUAUGUUUAGUAAACCUGGCCAGUGAGUGAAGUCGGCGCCAUAACUUGCCCAGUUCAGUGUUUGUUUUUUUGUUUUGUUUUGUUUUUGUCUAAUUUUUAAUGGAUGACAUAGCCCAACUUUGGUCAGUUUCACCGCCUUACCAACUGAGCUCCCGAUUUAUGUUUUAUGGCAGUGGUUCCCAACCAGGGGUCCUAGGACCACUUGGUGUACGUGGUCUAUCCACAGGGGGUACAUAAGAAGACUCAUGAGACCAUAGGACUGCUGGUAAAAUGCACAUGAGGGGGUACUGCAGGGGUACUCCGGGUAGAGCAAAAUUCAGUUGCAGUGGUACAGUAACCGAAAAAGGUUGGGAACCACUUUUUUUUGUGUAUAGCUGGUGUGAACUGAUCUGAGGCUAAGCACAGAGUACUGUACAUUGUGCUUCUACGCUUUAUCCCCAAAGUCAUAGGGCUGGUGUAGAUUGUCUUGUACAGGCAGUCAUGUUGAAUGGCUCAAGCAGUGUCCGCUCUAAGUAGCCUCGUCCUACCAACUGUGAUGCCAAUGGCCGCGUUCCAGGUCAAGCUUUUUUUGCAGUCGUGCAUCUCAGAAGUUUGCUAUAUGAUACGAAUGUGGUUUCCACAAUGUUAAAUGUGAUUUUGUGCAGCACGACUGCAAUAAAGACAACCUGGUACGUGUCCUAUGUCUGUCUUGUCUGGGGUCUGUAGCAGGGCUUGGUGCAGCUAGCCUGACUUCAGAGGCUGAUGGCAGAGAUGUAAGACUGAAACAGCUUGUGUUAAGAUUCUUCUGUGCAAAACACAUGACUCUCACAAUGCGCCUGGUUAACAAAGUAGCUUUACCUAUUCUACACCUGGAACAAGACAAAUCACAUUUUACACUAGGGAACAGUAACAGGGGGAUGUAAUCCUAAAACAAAAUAGAAAUAAAAAUGUCCUGUUUUCUAGCUUUUGUUUGUUCUCCCUUCUAAAAAUGAUUCAAAACUGAAAGCACAGGUGCAAAGGCUUAGUAAAUUUAGCCCAAUAUGUGUGGUACAAAGCAUACUGCUAACUGGCAUACGACUAUGAAUGAAAUCAAUUUACCCUUGCAUCAUCAGUAUGCUUGUUGGAAGUAUUUCAGACCUCUGAAUCACAAUACCGUGCCUGCUAGGCUACUACACGUUAUGUUUUUCAUGGCAACAAGUCAUAACUGUGACUGGAAUGUAAUGUAUGAUUGAACAAUAAAUUGACCCUACAUGUAGUCAAAGGUAGGUUUUUAGAGAACUUAAUGGUAAUAUUUUAAUUGAUGCUAAGUAAUGCAUUGUGGUUAUAAUGCAUGUAAUACUUGUCCUAAGCAUAUAUGAACCCCACUGUUUUAGUAAGUGUCAUCUCUUCAUGAUUCUUUAAUAGGACUUCUAUUUUCAGUCUGAAGCAUUGUAAGGGCUCAUACCUGCUUAUAACAGGUAAUGAAGCAUCAUACCUGCUUAUAACCGGUAAUGAAGCCUGCUUAUAACCGGUAAUGAAGCGUCAUACCUGCUUAUAACAGGUAAUGAAGCGUCAUACCUGCUUGCAUUAAGUUUGUAGAGGCAUUACAAACUUAAUGUUCAUAGAUGGUUAUUCAACAAUACAUGAACAUAGGCUUCUCAUUCAGGAGGGCGCAACGUUACAGAAUGUUUACAUAGAAAUCGAUUGUGUAGAAGAUAAACACAUCAUGUAGAAUCGAGACUCUUCAUCAUUACAUGUCUACGUUGCACCUCACGGAAUCAGUCCCAUGAUUCAAUCUGAGUAAGAGACAGUCUCAACAGGAACCCGUUAGAGAUGUUAAAAGACAUACGUCCCUCUCUUUGAUCUUGUUCUGGUGACACUUCCUAACGGCAGUCAUUUCCCCGUCUGUGGUCGGCACUCUGCGCUGAGACAGGGUAAUGAUUCCAUCUUUGUUGUUGUUGUAUUUCUGGAGUGGAGGUAUUUCGGCCUUUCCAGCAGCAAACUCUGAUAAUAAAGAAUUAAAAUACUGGUCAGAAGUGUCCUGUAA